AAUGUUAGAGCUUAUGCAGAUGAUCUAGUUUUUAUUGUAGACUGUAAAGAUGCGGAUUAGUUUAUUUGUUUACUCGAGGAAAAUAGUAGAUUAUGGAACUUAAAUUUAAAUAAAGCAUAGUCAGGAAUAUUUCUUAUUGAAUAAUAUAAAGCCAGACCAGAAAUAAUAAAGGGUAUAUAAAUCUUAAAGAAUUACAAUUAUUUGUAUUUUUUGAAUUCAAAAUAAUGUUGUUUAAU
Messenger RNA from Paramecium octaurelia, 236 nucleotides. The record is from the annotation of a GenBank genome assembly. NCBI's taxonomy places the organism in Eukaryota, Ciliophora, Oligohymenophorea, Peniculida, Parameciidae.